AUGUUAUUUCAGAGAUAAUCACUCCCAGCUUUAAAUGCAAUCUGUUAUCAUUCAAACAAUGAAGAAUGUGAAUUAUAACUGAGACCUUUGUACUUAUUAAUUAGAGAAAAUCAAAUUGAUGUCUAAUAAGAAAACAUUACUUUAGUCGGUUUGUUCAAGCUCUUAAAAAUCUGGAAAUUAGAUAUACCAUUUUCAAUUUUAGCUAAGUUAAUGUUAAAUGCAAAUAAAUAUUGCAACUAGUAAUUGAAUUAAAUGAUCAAUUAACAUUCUUUUCAUCAAUUAAUGCAUAAUCCACAAUUAUAAAUAAUUUAUAGAAAGAAGCCUAAAUCAGACGUGUCCUAAUUAAUAGGAAAUAAUGCUUACUUAUAAAAUUGUUAAUUCUCUACUCCUUAGACAAUAGUUGGAUUAUUCUCUAGACUUGGAGAACUAAUAUAGAGAAAGUAAAUUUAUCUCAAAAUCAAUAAUGAAAAUUUAGAUGCUAAAGAUAAGUAUAGCUAUAUUAUUAAAAUGAUGCAAAAUACACCCAGGGAUCUGAAAAUCAAUCCUGUAGACAAUGUAACUGAGAAAUAGGACAGCUUAUUAAUAGGAAAUUAAUAUUUUAGUACUUAAUCAAAAGUCGAUAGCAUUUUAUCUUUAGAAGAUAAUGAAGAAAAUGAUGAUUAAUUUCCUCAAAUUAAUAAACCUAUUAAAUAGAAGUUUCAAAAAUUAUAGAAUGUCUUAGAUUUGAACGAUUAAUAAUUUAAGAUGAAUCAUAGAAUGAGAAAAAUGCAUACAACUAUGAUGAAGCAUAUGAUUUAACUUAAAUAAAAUUAAAAUGUGAAUAAGAUAAAUAAAUUAAUACAGCAAACAUAAGGGAAAAUUGUAAUUAAAUUACCUGAAAUAUGA
Messenger RNA from Paramecium tetraurelia, 885 nucleotides. RefSeq lists its product as uncharacterized. The record is from RefSeq and is a predicted model, not a curated record. Lineage: Eukaryota; Ciliophora; Oligohymenophorea; Peniculida; Parameciidae. The transcript is spliced from 2 exons.